Messenger RNA from Daucus carota subsp. sativus, 1074 nucleotides. RefSeq lists its product as uncharacterized. The coding region runs from base 1 to 1074 and encodes 357 amino acids. The transcript is spliced from 4 exons. Lineage: Eukaryota; Viridiplantae; Streptophyta; Magnoliopsida; Apiales; Apiaceae. The record is from RefSeq and is a predicted model, not a curated record.
AUGCAUAUGCCUCAAGCACCACAACAACAGUCUCAACCCCAACCACACCAUCCAGUUUCUCCUACAGUCACCAGAAAACCCAGUUCAUCAACACCUAAACCAUCAAAGUCUACAAAAUCUGAUGCCCCCUCUACUAAGAAGACCAGAACCUCUGUUGCUACACAAGUUCUGAAGACAAAGUCUGAUAAACCAGCAAACUCUGAUGCUGUAAACUCUGAUACUGUAAACGCUGAUCCUGUAAACUCUGAAGCUGCUUCUCCUCCAAAGCAGAAAAGAAGACGACUUGUUGCAGCAUAUGAUUAUGAAGAAUUGGAAGCUCCUCCUGCCACAAACCCUGACAAUAUACAGACCAGUCCUCAAACAAAGCCAGCAAGAUUCAAAAGAAGGGCUAACAAGGCUAAGAGGACAAGGGUGCCCAUAACUGAGAUCACAGAUUUUACUGUUGAAGAAGAGCAAGCACCAUCCACUACAACUCCUGAUGAUCUAUCUCAAGCUCUGAUGGUGCUUCCUCUUCAGACUGUUCCAAUCUCUGCUGCCACAGCAUCCUCUACUUCAUCUGAAGUAGAUGAGGAAAUUAUAUGCAAGGAGAAAGCUACAGAUGAAGCUGAGACACCAGUGUCUGAUUGUAACAAUCCAAUAUCUGAUCAUGGACCCUCCACACCAAUUCCUCAUUCUCCAAUGAAAAUUCCUGAGGGUGCCAUUUCUCUUGCUAAGGCUGGUGAAGAGCCUAGCAAAUCACAGUCUGAAGCUCAAGACAAAUCUGCUAAAGAUCCUGUUGAGAAAGUUGAUAAUCCUGCAUCUGAUAAUGAUGAGGAUGAUGAAAGUUCAGAUGAUGACAAUGAUGAAAAUGAUGAUGAAGUUCCUCUGUCACAUCUACAACAAAAAUGGGAAUCUACCAGCCAGUAUAAUGCUAGGCUGCAAACUCUGGACACAAACUCUGAGCCACUUCCCAGGGAUCUUCAGGUUGAUCCACCAAAUGAGAUGCCUAGAACCAGACCUCCUAGACGAUCAGUGAGCAGCCGUGGUCAGGGUCUCAUCCCUCCACCUAUCUUUGGCACUUACGAGGUGACUUAG